CCCGCAUUACAUGAACCGAUACAAAUGUUCAAGAGCCAGUAACAAAUAAUGCAGUGUAUAUACAAUGGUAUAAGGGAAAACACAUCGUUCAGGAUAAUUCAGCAUGACAAGACAAUGACAAAGAAGAGAUGUCUUUGAGAUUUCGGAGUUGAUCCAUGAUGAGCUCCGACAAUAGAACUACCCCAUAAAUCGAGUGCACAACCCGCUGCGCAGUGGGCCCUCGCCAUGUACAGCCUGUACCACUGAAAUGGCAACCCUGCAGAGCAGCCCGCUCACUGCAACUUAGUGCCACUCUCCCCCACAUCCCACUGUUCUGACUGAGACUGUACCUGACCCGACAUCUCGGAGCUCUCCACCCCACUUUCGGACCCAUUAAGGAGAUACAAAAUACUCCUGCUACAAUCUCAUACCUUCAUAAAUUCCUUGAAGCUCCCCAAAAUUAGCAUCCUUCAGAUCGCUAAAUUUUUCAACAUGGCAUCUUCAAAAUCCGGCACAGCGAAAGCCCGCCUCGCAGCCAUCCAGAAAACCCUCACACGUCCAUCUCUAAAAUCGACAUCAGAAAACCCACCCUUCCCGUACCCAGUAGCAAAUGCCACCAUUCCAUUCUGGCGAACACAACUUCAUCCUCUGGAUUCUCAUCGAAGUACGCCUGAAUUGCCUGAGAAAUGUGAAAUCGUUGUUAUAGGUGCGGGGUACACAGGUGCUUCAAUGGUGCACUAUUUACUGGACGAGAAUGACGCUGCAGGGAAAUCGAUUGUGAUUUUGGAGGCCAGAGAGGCUUGCUCAGGAGCUACCGGGAGAAAUGGGGGUCAUUUGAAGCCUGAUGUCUAUUUCAACAUCCCUAAAUAUAAGAAGAUGUUUGGUGACGAGAUGGCCACAGAAAUCGCCAAGUUUGAAUCAUCACAAGUCUUCGCAGUAAAAGAUCUCGUCGAGAGAGAGAACAUCGAUUGCGAAUUCCACUUGACUAGAGCCGUAGACACCUGCCUAGACCAAGCACAUGCAGAUAAGUGUAAAGCCGAGUUUGAUCAAUUGAUUGCAAGCGGAGAGCCUUCUACGCGGGAUGUACACUAUGCAGCAGGGAAAAAUGCUGAAGCAUUAUCGGGUGUAAUUGGAGCGAAAGGGGCAUUCAGUUUCACGGCCGGACAUAUUUGGCCAUACAAGAUGGUGAUGCACCUUCUCCAACGAGCCGUUGGCCGGGGCGUCAAUCUGCAGACCAAUACACCCGUUCUCUCCAUUUCAGAAACACCAUCGAAAGAUGGAUUCUACUCUGUGAGAACGCAGCGAGGGAUCCUCCUAGCAAAGACUGUUGUUCUGGCCACCAAUGCGUACACCUCUUCCCUUGCUCCAGAAUAUUCUUCCAGGAUUAUUCCAGUACGGGGAAUAUGCACUCGUAUCAGCGUUCCAGAAGGUACCACAGCCCCUUAUCUGCCGAAUACACACAGUAUAAGGCACGGUCCAGGAUUGUAUGAUUAUCAGAUCCCACGCACAGAUGGCAGUAUUAUCGUAGGUGGAGGCCGAAAGAUGUUUUGGGAUGAUACGAAGCAGUGGUAUAAUAUCACUGAUGACGCGACGUUGAUUGAGCCAGCCGUUGACUACUUCAAGGACGAUAUGAUGCAGAAAACGUAUCGAGGAUGGGAAAAUUCGGGCGCGAAGCUGGAUAUGGCAUGGACGGGCAUCAUGGGAUACACGACUGAUCUGAUGCCACAUGUUGGUUCGAUACCAGGCAAGCCAAAUCAAUUUGUUUGUGCAGGAUUCAAUGGUCAUGGAAUGCCUUUGAUAUUGCUAGCUGCCCAAGGAGUCGCUAAGAUGAUUCGAGAGGGUUGUGAUUUCAGAGAAACCGGGAUUCCUGCUGUGUUUCAGACGACAGAGACUCGGCUGAAAGAUGCUUCGAAUGCCAUACUGGAAUCAAAGCCUCAAUAGAAUGAAACCCGAGAUGCGAAUGUUGUACUCUUGACAUCGGUUUCUCGAUGAGGACGGUAUGGCAAGGUGGAUCAAAAGGUUUCAUAAGUGAAGGUAUCAAGAUGUUCCGGGAAUUUUCCCUUUUCAGAAUCUCGAAAUCCCUUUAGCCCUAACUUUGGAGAGCGCUCUCGUGGUUUAUCUGGACUUUCUCUGAAGAAGUGCACAAUUGAGCGUUGAAGCACUGGCGACAUCACUGCAAGACCAUCGCCAUGCUCAACACAGUCCAUAAUCUUGACCUUCAAGGUUUUGAUCCCCUUCAUUUCCAACUGAGACAGAGCCUUUUCCCAGUGCGACGGAACCGGCUUGAAAUCGUAUGAAGCAAUAUAGGCUGGAUCCUGAAUACACGCCAUAUCCUGGUAGAUGAACAUCCUGAUCUUCAGUACGCGAACUAAGUCCUUGUUUCGGCUACCGACUUGUUGUUGGAAUCGAAGAAGCUCUCCCGGUCCAGUAACGGAGAGUUCGUUUUUGGAAUAGAGAAUCUCGGCGGCUUCUUGACUGAUCUGCCUGUUCAGGUACAGCAAACUGGGGGUGGCAGGCUUUCGACGGUCGUCAUCCAAACUGAGAUGUUGAAGUUCUUGUGGCUCAAUCCUGAUCGGUUUUUCUGCUUGAAGCGCCAAAAGAUAGAUUUGGUCACGUAUCUCACGAGGAAGUUGCAAGAAUGGAAACGGACUUUUGUUGUGUCCUAGGAGAUUGGUGGCUGCAUCGAGAGCUUCUUUAGUGCGGAUGUAUUUUCUUUCCAUGGAGCAGAGGGCACGUCGAAGUCUCUCGUUCGACUCCUUUAGAGACUGAAUGUCAUUGUCACCAGGUUCAAGCUGCCAGACAGGAGUGUCCAUGUUGUGAUUUUUGGUGGGAGAUCGACCUGGCCUCGAAGCACUGGUGAAUUUUCGGAAUUUAUGUAAGUUGCAGCAAGCUGGAGAGAUCCAAAAGACGUUGACGUGAUACGAGCUCGUCAGAAUGAUGCAAUUGUGACAAGUCACUCGCGAGUUGUGAAGGUGACAAACUCGUUGUCAUUGUCACCAGCCAGGUGAUUCAUGUCCCAAUAAGGUUAGUGCGGGGCAGUCGCCAAAACCUCGGGUACAGUAAAUCUCCUGGAAACUCUUCUGGACUGCGGCUUGUCAGGUUGUGAAUCGGUGGAUAUUUGCGCAUUUGCGCAUCUGCUCAUAUUACGGCUUUGUAAACUUUCUUGAUGAAUUGAAUGCUCUAACUAACUAUGCCUCGAUCACCGGAUAGACUGGUCUUGAAUCAUAACCAGCUCAUGGCGCAAAGAAUAUACACAUCAGCAAGUGAUGCCCAACGGAGAUGAUAUACAAAGAUGCCUCCAGGCCCCUUCCGAGUCGAAGGCUUAACCUGUGAGCCACUUGUGUACAUCUGGGAUCCGUGAUACUCCCAUGGUAGCCCCAUAGGAAUGGUGGAGAAUAAUUCAGUUGAGUGCGGGGAAAUCAUGGAGGGCAAAUGCCGGCUAUGAGGCCCGCUGCUAUGUGUAUACUUUGUCCUUCUUCAGAGCGGAAGACGCCAUACCGAAGAAAUCCUUCCCCGUUUCUACUCCACAAUCCGUCAAAAGAAACGGAAGCCGGGAAGACUUUAACCCCUGCAGUUUCAAUUGGCCCAGAUCGUUGUUUCUGCCCUUUCUAGG
Messenger RNA from Cadophora gregata, 3592 nucleotides. RefSeq lists its product as uncharacterized. NCBI's taxonomy places the organism in Eukaryota, Fungi, Ascomycota, Leotiomycetes, Helotiales, Ploettnerulaceae. The record is from RefSeq and is a predicted model, not a curated record. Gene Ontology annotation, molecular function: oxidoreductase activity. Gene Ontology annotation, cellular component: cytoplasm. The transcript has 5 exons. The coding region runs from base 472 to 1920 and encodes 482 amino acids.